Messenger RNA from Drosophila obscura, 3663 nucleotides. RefSeq lists its product as uncharacterized. Bases 928 to 1827 code for a protein of 299 amino acids. The transcript is spliced from 7 exons. NCBI's taxonomy places the organism in Eukaryota, Metazoa, Arthropoda, Insecta, Diptera, Drosophilidae. The record is from RefSeq and is a predicted model, not a curated record.
AUGGCGGCUGUUAACUAUAACCGAAGCAGCUACUGUUAAGCGUAACAGGAACGCUGUUAGUCAAUUGAGAGCGCUGUUAGUUAAGAGUUGAGUUGAGUCUCCAAAAGCGACAGAGCUACAAAACGGCAGCUGCUGCUGUGGCGCAGCAUCCUCUCUUCGACUCUCUUUGCUGGUGCUCUUGCGAGAAAGGCGUCCUGUAACGGGAUUCCCAGCGGUCGUGUAAACGAGCGUCGAGAGGACGACCCGAGGCCACGAAGUCUUCAGCCGCAGCAGCAUCAGCAGCAGCAGCAGCAGUGCCAACGACGACGAUGCUUCCGAGGACUGUGGGCCGCACAUCGCGUGCUCACAGCUUCAGUCAGUUCGGAAGCCUGAAGCCGCGCGGAGAUACCCUGGACAGUGCUGCGUUGUCGCCCGUUUUGUGGUCAAUAAAAAAAAAACAAUUAUUAUUAAGACAUGAAAUCGCUGAGGACUCGUUGCCACUCUGUGAGAGAAAACCAAAUGAACUCAAAAUAAACCGGGCAAAAGAACAAUCCUCAUACCUCGCGAAAUGUCAAUUAGUGCUUGCCGUAGUUAAAAUUCCAGUCACUCCGAUAACCAGAAUCUGGAUUCGCACGUUUUUCUGAGCCAGAGCUUGGCAAGCGGAAAAAGUAUCUUUAACUGACGGAAAAACUGAACUGGCAACUUCCGCUUCCGUCGAGUGCUUCAAUUUCAGUUUAAUGUUAACUCUGACAAAACCAAAUUGACAUGAAGGAAAAUACAGCAAAAGACUAAGCAAAAAAGGAUCCUCAGCUACAUACAACUUUGUUAUCAGCCAGAAAGAAAAACUGCAUAAAUCAACGACACUGCCAAAGCCAAGGGCAACAAUAACUGGACGAAGCAAUUAAUUUUAUUCAGACAUUCAAACGGAUCCGGCUGGACGGACGAAAAAUGGAUAACGGCUCGCUGCUGUUUCUGUUCAUCGCGCUUUUAAUUGAUUAUUCAAGCGUUUCGGCGCUGUUCGUUACGGACAUAAGUGUGCCAGAAAUAGUGGACUUUCGGGACAAUGUAACGCUCUCCUGCAGCUAUGACAUGCGAGGACACACCCUGAACUCGGUCAAAUGGUACAAAGAUCACGAGGAGUUCUUCAGGUACUCUCCGCUGGCGAGUCCAAUUUAUAUGACAUUCGGCGUGCCCGGCCUGCAAGUGCUCGAUGGAAAGUAUCUGUGCAACGAGUCCAGCUGCCGAUUGGACCUGAGCCUGCAGGGUGCCCGAUCCACGGGCUUGUACAAGUGCGAGGUCAGCGGCGAUGCACCGCACUUCAAGCUGGCGGACAAGGCCGACAACAUGACGGUGGCAGCCCUGCCCCAGAGCGACCCACUAAUCGAGAGCUUCAACUCUAUGUACCGCAUGGAGGAGUUCCUGAGUGCCACAUGCUCCUCGGACUACUCCAGCCUACCCACCCGGCUCACCUGGUACAUUAACGGCGAACAGCCUCUGCUGGGCGAGCUGCAGCCCACCAUUGACACCAGCAUCCCGGCCCACGACUAUGUGCUACGUCGCCAGCGGCUGCAGGUGCACUUUUAUCUGCAGGGACAGCGCUUCUACCAGGCUGGGAAAAUCCUCGAGCUCAAGUGCGUCGCGGAAAUUGAGAAUUAUCCGGAACUGAGGCGGGAAACGUCGCUCAGCGCCUCACUCUCGCAGUUCGAUAAUUUGAACAAUCAAAUGCUGAUACAUGCGGGCACAAAUUCUGGCGCCGCACAAAGGAGCUGCGUCUGGGGCACGACAUCGCUAAUUUCCGGCUGCCUGGUGACACUUGUUCUGGCACUCUGUUUUCGACAACCAUCAUGAACGGGCUCCGGAUUGCUCAGGGACUGGGAGUGGGAGUGGGAGGCGCCUAGUGUGGCGUCUUUGUCAACUAUAUCAUCGCGUUAGUUAGUUAGUCAGUCAGCUAGUCACUUAGUUAGUUAGUUAGGGUAACACACAAAGGUAAGACCGCAAACUAGUCAAUAGGCAAAGCUUUCGGGUGUGUAAAUACGGUUGAAGUCGUGUUGAAGUUUACAAUUUUUAGAGUGUGCCAAAAAUAUUCACAGGUUGAAGCAAUUCCCGAUGAAAGAAACUUCAUUUCAUGUGAAUUAAAUUCAUCCAUUUGUUUACGAUAAGAAGUGAUUUAUUUUCCGUAUGUAAUAUGGUUUUCAAACCAAUUGAACUGAGGCUGCCAAUACUUUUGAGUGUAAUCUCAUCGUGUAAACACAGCUGAUGAAUAAAUAUAAAUACACAUACAUACGUGUUCCUCAUCGCUAAAUGUCACGGGGUACUUGUAAAUGAAUGUUUUCAAGUUGAUUAGCUGAACACACACGAAUCGCAACCACGUUAAAACAGUAAAACAGUAGGUAAAUAUAUUAAAUCAGGAAAACUGCCACACACAAAAAAAGUUCGACCUGCCUGUUACCGAUACCGAAUACCGAUACUAUCCAGAAUAAUGUCACUCGCCAGCAAAGCGAUCGAAUUUAUAUCGAAUGUAUGUAUAUAUAUAUAUAUAUAUAGAUAUGUAGAUGUAAUUUUUUCCGUUCGUUGCUUGGCAAUCGAAUGACAAACACCAGCGUUGGUAGAGCACAUUGAACACUUUUCGAGUACUAUAUUUAUCCGCACACUAUUUGUCCGAGGCGUUGCCAAGUGGAUAAUGGGUUAUGGGAAUACACACAAAAAAUAUGAAUGCAUAUGAAACACAAUAAAAAUAGUCGUAUACAUAUACAUAAACAUGUAUGAAUCACACACAAAAAAAGAUGGAAUUAUUGGAAUAACAUGAGAUUUUAUCAGUGGGAAAGAAUAUGCAGAUGCUGUAAAAAUCAUUAUAAUUAAGUCUAGCAUAAAUAUGCUGUAAAUACAAUUUUAAACAUUCAAAACAGAGGACAGACAGCACUAUAAAUCAUGUCAUAAAGCCAGACCAGACUCCUACAAAAUACGUACAUGCAUGCAUAUGUUUGUAUGUAUAUUGUACAUGCAUAUGCACAUGGGAGUUUAAAUGUCUGUCGGCCUGUACUUCCAGCGUCCAGCUAACUAAACAAAAUCGCAGCACAUAGUAAGUUUCAUUUGGCUGAGCGACUACAAAUAUAAACUUAAUGCUAUCCACGGGCCGAUGUCCUCCCGUGACCAUAAACAGCAAAAUGAAAAGGUAAUUUCCACUGAGAGUGGGACAGAAAAAAAAGGAAUGCGUACUCAGGCUACAUUUGAAUAAACAAAAAAACAAAAACGAAACCAAAUAAUAUAAAAUAAUUCAGUAUAACUUGAUAUACACACUUAACGAAAUGAAGCCUGAACAUUUUUGAAAUCACUUUUGUUAAUAAAUAUCCAAUUAAAAUAAAACUCAGAUUGUGUGCUGAAAAAAGUGUGCAGAAAAUUAAACAUUAAUGUAUAAAUUAAUUUACCUACUCAUUCGCACGUCUUUCGGUUGUAAACGCAAAUCAGAAAUAACGAAUAACGAUAAUGUAUUGUAUAUAAGAGAAUUUGUUUCGUUUUUUUUUUUUGUCAUUUUGCCGCACGGCCAUUGUAAUUGUGUAAAAUAUUUCAAAGGGCAAACUGCAUCAUGGAAGGCGGAGGGAGAAUCGCAAUUAAUUUUACUUUUUUGUUCUCUUGCUGUUCAUGAAAAAUUCAAAUAAAUAAGAUAAAUAAAUAAUUCAAUUUAUG